AAAAAAAAAACAAAACAAAAAUUAUUGAAAAAAAGGAGUCGACAACCAAUCAGCCCAUGUUUCCCAUUUGAAUAGUUCAUUUUCUUUCACGCUCUUGGUGUGAUAAAGUGAAAGCAACAACCUCCAUUUUCACUUGUACUAGUAUAUUCUCACUUCCAAACCGUUUCCUAUAAAGCCCAACCUCCAUCAGAUUCAUUUCAGUUGUUAAGGAUAAAAGAUUCCUGUAAUUUUACAAAAGAAAAGAAAAAGAAGAGAAAUGGAUGGGAAUGGUAGGGAUGAAGAUAGGGUUGAGAAUGGAUUCAACCCAGAAGAAGAAGAAAAAUAUGGCAAGAAUAAUAAUAAGGAGGUGAAGGGUCGUGAGAUGUCAGUGGAGCAAAUCUUUGAGGGACAGGAAGUGCCAUCAUGGAGAAAACAGCUGACGAUGAGGGCCUUUGUUGUCAGCUUUGUGUUAAGCAUAUUGUUCAGUUUCAUAGUGAUGAAGCUCAACUUAACAACCGGAAUCAUCCCAUCCCUCAAUGUUUCAGCUGGUUUGUUGGGGUUCUUCUUUGUCAAGACGUGGACUAAAAUGCUUGAAAAAUCUGGCCUCCUCAAACAGCCUUUCACCAGGCAGGAAAACACCGUUAUUCAGACCUGCGUCGUUGCUUCCUCCGGCAUCGCCUUCAGCGGUGGAUUCGGGAGUUACCUUUUUGGAAUGAGUGAACGCAUUGCCAAUCAAUCAGGGGACAAUGGAGGUUUCAAGAAUCCAUCACUAGGAUGGAUUAUCGGCUUCCUUUUUGUUGUUAGCUUUCUUGGUCUCUUCUCUGUGGUGCCUCUUCGAAAGAUCAUGGUCAUAGACUUCAAGUUGACAUAUCCAAGUGGUACUGCAACUGCACAUCUUAUCAAUAGCUUCCACACUCCUCAAGGAGCUAAGCUAGCAAAGAAACAAGUAAAAACAUUGGGCAAGUUCUUUUCUUUCAGCUUCUUGUGGGGUUUCUUUCAAUGGUUUUUCACUGCCGCAGAUAAUUGUGGAUUUGUUAACUUCCCUACAUUUGGUCUUAAAGCAUAUAAGAACAAGUUUUACUUCGAUUUCUCUGCAACAUAUGUUGGAGUAGGGAUGAUUUGCCCCUACAUAAUAAACAUAUCACUGCUGCUUGGAGGAAUACUUUCGUGGGGUCUAAUGUGGCCUAUCAUUGAAACAAGAAAGGGUGAUUGGUUUCCUGCAAAUCUUCCCUCAACCAACAUGCAUGGCCUGCAAGGUUACAAGGUAUUUAUUGCAAUUGCCAUGAUUCUAGGUGAUGGGCUAUACAACUUUUUAAAGGUGUUAAGUAGAACCCUCACAGCCUUGUUUUAUCAAGUUCGGGGCAGAUCAGCUCUCCCCAUUGCAAACCAGCCCUCUCUUGAUACCUCAAAUAAGCUAUCUUAUGAUGACCAGUGUCGAACCCAACUCUUUCUAAAAGAUCAGAUACCUACAUGGUUUUCUAUUGCAGGUUAUGUCACAAUUGCUGUCGUCUCUACCAUCGUACUUCCACAUCUCUUUCACGAACUCAAAUGGUAUUACAUAUUGGUCAUCUAUGUCUCUGCACCAACACUGGCUUUCUGUAAUGCCUAUGGAUGUGGACUGACUGAUUGGUCCCUUGCUUCCACCUAUGGCAAGUUAGCAAUCUUUACAAUUGGAGCUUGGGCAGGUUCACAUGGUGGAGUCCUUGCAGGCCUCGCUGCAUGUGGUGUCAUGAUGAACAUUGUUUCGACAGCUUCUGACCUAAUGCAGGAUUUUAAGACUGGCUACUUGACUCUCGCUUCUCCUAGGUCCAUGUUUAUUAGCCAAGUGAUUGGCACUGCCAUGGGCUGCAUAGUUUCACCUUGUGUCUUCUGGCUGUUCUACAAGGCAUUUGAUGACCUUGGACUUCCUGACAGUCAAUAUCCUGCUCCUUUUGCAACUGUUUAUCGCAACAUGUCUGCAUUGGGGGUAAAGGGCUUCUCUGCUCUACCAAAAAACUGUCUCUUGCUUUGUUAUGUGUUCUUUGGUGCAGCCAUCUCGAUCAACCUCAUUAAAGAUAUGCUGGGUAAGAAAUGGGGAUCCUUCGUUCCAUUUCCAAUGGCAAUGGCAAUACCUUUCUACCUUGGGCCAUACUUUGCAAUUGAUAUGUGUGUUGGAAGUUUGAUUUUGUUUGUCUGGGAAAAGUUAAACAAGGCCAAGGCAGAUGCAUUUGCACCAGCGGUUGCCUCUGGUUUGAUCUGUGGGGAUGGUAUAUGGACUUUACCUAGUUCAAUACUUGCUCUAGCAGGGGUUAAACCACCAAUUUGCAUGAAAUUUCUGUCGAGGGCAACAAACGGCAGGGUUGAUACAUUCUUAGGAUCAUAAAAGUUGAAGUUAGCCUACCAAGGAAGUAUGCAUGCAAAAUAUUGGAAACUCAUAUUCAUGUAAAAUAUCCCAUCAAGUAUUAUAUGUAUGUUGUUCUUCUGUGUUUCCUUCUUCCUGGUGUCGACAAAACAAGGUCCAGCAAAGUACGAGCAGUAGAGGCUGAGAAAACAAGAUGAAAGAAGCCAAUGAAGCAUGUUGACUAUCAAGCAUGUGACAAAUAGCAUUACCAACAUGUUAUUGUUGACUCAGUGAAAAAGAAUGAAAUUUCAUAUGGUGAAUAUUGUCUUUGUUUUAGCAUGUUUACGGUAUUUUUUUUUUCUGCAAAGUUUACACUAAGUAAUUGGAAUUGCUCAUUUCUUUUUGGUAUCAGAACAAUUUCGAUAUAUCAGUUAGAAACCUCAAUGUUAGUUGCAGGAAAAUGAUGGACAAAACUA
Messenger RNA from Durio zibethinus, 2775 nucleotides. Its product is annotated as putative metal-nicotianamine transporter YSL5. Gene Ontology annotation, cellular component: membrane. NCBI's taxonomy places the organism in Eukaryota, Viridiplantae, Streptophyta, Magnoliopsida, Malvales, Malvaceae. Gene Ontology annotation, molecular function: oligopeptide transmembrane transporter activity. The record is from RefSeq and is a predicted model, not a curated record.